CGUGAUGGUCACUCUCCUUCCCCUCUGUCUCCCCCAUCCCCUCGCAGUCCAGACGCUCUCUCUGUUCCCAUCUGUUGGACGCUCAAUCCUUUGAACGAUCAAUAUUUCAGGAUCAAUAUUCAGCUGAAGGAUGAAGUUUCCCUGCGCGAGACGGACACUUCCUCACUUCCUCCUUCUCUUCCUUCUCCCAGGAUGCUUUGGAGCUCACGGUCGCUUUGCUCAGAAGCUGCUGACCGACUUGUUCGCCAACUACACCAACGCACUGCGGCCUGUGGCGGACACGGAACACAUCAUCAACGUGACACUGCAGAUCACUUUGUCACAGAUCAUCGACAUGGACGAGCGCAACCAGAUCCUCACCACCUACCUCUGGGUGCGUCAGAUGUGGAUGGACGCCUUCCUCACCUGGAAGAAGGAAGACUACGACGGCCUCGAUACCAUCCGCAUCCCCAGCAGCUAUGUGUGGAGGCCUGACAUCGUUCUGUACAACAGUGCAGAUGACGGGUUUUCCAGUUCCAUGGAGACAAACGUGGUUCUCAGGAGCGACGGGCAGGUGAUGUGGGAUCAGCCAGCCAUCACCAAAAGCUCUUGUUCUGUGGACGUGGCCUUCUUCCCUUUCGACCUACAGCAGUGCCUCUUCACCUUUGGCUCCUGGACUCACAAUGGGAAUCAGAUGGAUCUGGUGAAUGCCCUGGACACCGCAGACCUGGCAGACUUUGUCCCAAAUGUGGAGUGGGAGGUCCUCGGAAUGCCAGCGAAGAAGAAUGUGAUCCUGUACGGUUGCUGCUCAGAUCCUUACCCGGACAUCACGUUCACGCUGCAUCUGAAGAGACGGGCUUCCUUCUACAUCUUUAACCUCUUGAUCCCCUGCAUGAUGAUCUCCUUCCUGGCACCGCUGGGCUUCUACCUCCCAGCUGACUCUGGAGAGAAGGUGUCACUGGGAGUCACAGUGCUGCUGGCGCUCACUGUGUUUCAGCUGCUGGUGGCCGAGAGUAUGCCACCGUCUGAGAGCGUCCCACUGAUAGGAAAGUACUACAUCGCCACGAUGACGAUGGUCACCGCAUCAACAGCUCUCACUAUCUUCAUCAUGAACAUACAUCACUGUGGGCCCGAGGCUCGGCCGGUGCCUCAGUGGGCCGAGCGCUUUAUCCUGCGCUACCUGGCCAGGAUCUGCUUUGUCUACGAGGUCGGCGACAACUGCCUCACUGGGUGUACAGCCUCGCAAGAGGAGCCCUCACUGCAGUCUGAGAACACCACUGCUAACUUUGAGAAAGGUACCAACUGGGAUGUGAACGGGAAGGCCGGUGGAGGAGGAACAGGGAUUGAAGGAGGGGACCAUGGAAAGACGGACACUCUCUUUGUGACCAUUAACCAGUUGGAGGAGAAAAAGGGAAACGGAAGUGGUCAUGAAGCUAAAGAUCAAGAGUCCAACAGCUCCCACAAAGGUGGGGGAAAAGAAUCUGUAAAGCAGACGUCAUCUGAAGAAGAAGAAGAGGUGGAGAAACCCAACAAGCCCCCGGUGAGUGCACGAUGUAGCUGCAAUAACAGAGAACUCUUCCAGAACGUGGCAUACAUCACUGGCUCCUAUCAGGAGCAACGUGCUGCCCAACUACGAAUCGGAGAGUGGAGGAAGGUGGCCAAGGUGAUGGACCGCUUUUUCAUGUGGCUCUUCUUCAUCAUGGUCUUCAUCAUGAGCAUCCUCAUCCUCGGAAAAGCCAUUUAAAGAAGCAACAAAACGUGUUUUUUCUACUUUAACAUGCCACACAGCAUGCUCACCACUUGUUUAAGUUCCUUAUUUGGAGCUGAAAAUUCACUUUUUUAAAUAUAAUAACAUCGAAAUGAAGGGAAACAAAAGACAGAAUGAAAUGUGACUUUGUAUUGUUUGCUGCACCAAAAAGCCAAACGAUUUUUUUAAAUUUCUUAAGUUUGUUUCACCUUUUAUGUGUCACAGUAUUUGUCA
This is a messenger RNA of Synchiropus splendidus (mandarinfish), 1960 nucleotides long. RefSeq names its product neuronal acetylcholine receptor subunit alpha-10-like. The coding region runs from base 131 to 1723 and encodes 530 amino acids. Gene Ontology annotation, cellular component: postsynaptic membrane; synapse; neuron projection. Lineage: Eukaryota; Metazoa; Chordata; Actinopteri; Syngnathiformes; Callionymidae. The transcript is spliced from 5 exons. Gene Ontology annotation, biological process: regulation of membrane potential; signal transduction; chemical synaptic transmission. Gene Ontology annotation, molecular function: transmembrane signaling receptor activity; acetylcholine-gated monoatomic cation-selective channel activity. The record is from RefSeq and is a predicted model, not a curated record.